CUUGCACUUGGGCAUGGACACACUGUACUUGAUUGAUUCAAUGAUCGCCAUGUUGAACACGGACCCCAACCAGAUCACGCUCCGCCGCGGUGUCAACAAUCAGUUUGACAGCACCUUUCCUCCGCUCCUCGCUCAAGCAGGCCUCUCUGAGCGCGACUUUGCGAACGCGCUGCAGAACAUCAACGCGGCCAUGUCGGAAUUCGAUCCCGUCGCUUUCGCGCGGCGGAUGCAGUGCAUCGCGAUCGGCACAACGCUCUUCUUUUUCGCGCUGUUUGCCAUCAUGGGAGAUGUGGCUGGCGAAAUGUGGCUCAACGACGCCAUCCCUUCACCAAUAGUGCUCCUGCUACCCAUCAUGAUCCUCUUCAUUGCCGCUCCCGUGUGCAUCAUGAAGCAGACGGCGGCGCGGAUCGAGAGGGAGGUCCAGCGCGUGGACGCAGUCUGUCGGGCGCAGGAGAUGCGCGGCGUCACGUUCCGGGCUGAGAAAGUGGCCACUGGCGUCACCGUUGGCCGCGGCCGCCAGCACGUCAACUACGACUUUGGCCUCGUCGUGCGUCUCACCGCCGGCGGGGCCACCUCACAGGCCUAUGGAGCUUCUGCGAUGCCAUUUGGCGUCCCGACCGGCGGCGCCGCGCCAUUUGGGCAAACCAUCCCUUCGGUCCAGGCGACCGCCGUAAACGCGAGCGUGCCAGUCGUGCACGCGAGCCCCGUCGCGGUGGCCGCGUCGAGCGCUAGUCCCUCCAUUGUGGACCAACUUAACUCGCUCACGUCGCUCUACCAGUCGGGCGCGCUGUCUGCGAGCGAGUUCGAGGCCGCCAAGGCGCGGCUGCUGGACAACGACAAGACGCGGCUCAUGAAUGCGGGGUUCUGAUGCACUCGACCGACCACUGCUGUCGCACGCGGGGUGUCGCGUUGAGGGUUGAGACUGCCGCGCGUCCGCCGGCCGGAGAGGUGGGCGUGCAGCGAGGCGAGGUCGCCGGCGGCGAUGUCGGCGAGCAGCGUGGCGGGCGGGCUCGCGGCGGGUGCCAUCACCGAGUCGAGACGCAGCGGCUACGUCAGAGCGGAGGACCAACCAGGGCGGUGUGUGUUAUAGUGUAUCGCACGGCGCCAGCGGACGGCUCUCUGUCUGGGGCGGGGGCUCGAGAGCGCGUCGGAGGGCGGACCUCCCCUCAAGGCGUACGCCAGACUGCCCAACAGGGCGUCCACAC
Molecule: messenger RNA, 1205 nt
Organism: Emiliania huxleyi CCMP1516
Lineage: Eukaryota; Haptophyta; Isochrysidales; Noelaerhabdaceae
Exons: 3
Coding region: 41-868 (275 amino acids)
Source: RefSeq, a predicted model, not a curated record